AGUAGAAACUAGGAAAAAUAGACAAAGAAAUACUUCCUCAAGUAACUAUUAUCAGGAAAAAGGUGGUAACAAAUCUUAGUAAUUUAUAAAUAUUAUACGUUAUAGAUAAAGACAAAUUUGCCCUCUUCCUUCAUCUACCUCUACACAUGCGGAAAAAAUUCAUCUACCUCUCAGACACGCAAAAAAUUAAAAUAUAAUUGGAUUUUGAACGAAGGCAUAGAAGCCUGUUCAUUUUUCACAUUACAAAUUCCACUGAUUUUGCUGUUGUUAAGUGCGUUUCGAUUAAGUUUCAGCUUUCAAAGGCAAAGAAAAUGAUGAAAGAGAUUCUUCUUCUUGUUCUCCUCUCGUUGGCCUUUCGAACGACCUUCUCAGUUUCAGAAUCCCAAUCUGUUGCUCUACUUCCUCAUCAUGCGGACGAAUUAUUCAAUAUCAGUUAUAUUCAGAUGAAAAACGUUGGAAGUUGUUCUUACUUGGUGGUUAUUUCUACUAGUUGUUCGUCUCCUAGGUAUACCACGGAUCAGAUCAGUAUUGCUUUUGGGGAUGCUUAUGGAAACCAGAUAUAUGCACCAAGACUGGAUGAUCCAUCUUCAGGUACAUUUGAGAGCUGUUCUUCAGAUACGUUUCAGAUAAACGGUCCAUGCGCAUAUCAGAUAUGCUAUGUGUACCUAUAUAGAUCUGGCUCAAAUGGUUGGAUACCUGAAAGUGUGAAAAUCAACGGUUAUAGCGGCAGGCCUGUUACUUUCUAUUACAACACGUUCAUUCCCCGAGAUACGUGGUAUGGGUUUAAUUUGUGCAACAAUGCGGCUUCUUCGUACCAAGUGACUGCUCAGAAAUGGCUGAUAUUAGUGAUUCUAGGAUUUGUUCUAAGUUUUUGGUUGUAAGUUUAUGUACUUUUCAUCCCCUACAAUUCCUAUACUUUGUAGCUAUGAAACUUUGUAUUUAAGUAUUGUAUGAAGAAGUAGUAGAGAGAGGAGAUGUGGAAGACCCUUGGCCUAGUCGAUUAAUUACUUAAUUAUGUGGCAUUCCUUUUCAAAUUCUUUGUUUUAUGAUCAAAUUAUGUAGUUUGAGGUUGGUGUUGUGAAUUGAAAAACUCGAAAAAUUAUGGCACA
Cicer arietinum (chickpea) is the source of this 1109-nucleotide messenger RNA. RefSeq names its product embryo-specific protein ATS3B. Gene Ontology annotation, molecular function: protein binding. Lineage: Eukaryota; Viridiplantae; Streptophyta; Magnoliopsida; Fabales; Fabaceae. The record is from RefSeq and is a predicted model, not a curated record.